AUGGCGCCGGGGCUCGUCGUGGACCUCCCCUUCCUCCUCUUCCUCCUCUUCGUCCCUCGAGACGUGGUCCCCAAGCCCCGGGUGACAGUCACGGUGACCAAGGAUGAUGUCCAGCAGUGCAACGCCACCCUGGAGUGCUCCGUGGGGCUCCAGGAGGUCACCUACGAGUGGAUCCCCCCCCGGCAGGUCCUGCUGGAGGGCGGGGGGGGCCCCGUGCAGAGGGUCUCCUUCAACCCCUCGGAAGGGACGUACGUGUGCAGGGUGAGCAAUCCCGCCUCCUCCAACAGCGCCUCGCUCACCUACAGGCACCCCUGCUCCUGGACAGGUGAAUCCUCCACCGCCGCCUCCUGCACCUUCACCACUGGGCUGCUGGUCCUGGGUCACCUCCUCCUCCUCUUCCUCCACCUGGCUCUGGCUUGAGGACCCUGCAAAUUCACCUCCAUCCUCAGCUCUUCAUCCCCCCAGCAUCGGGAUGAGGCUCCGGG
Neopelma chrysocephalum (saffron-crested tyrant-manakin) is the source of this 485-nucleotide messenger RNA. RefSeq names its product SLAM family member 5-like. NCBI's taxonomy places the organism in Eukaryota, Metazoa, Chordata, Aves, Passeriformes, Pipridae. The record is from RefSeq and is a predicted model, not a curated record. Gene Ontology annotation, biological process: T cell activation. Bases 1 to 420 code for a protein of 139 amino acids. Gene Ontology annotation, cellular component: external side of plasma membrane. The transcript has 3 exons.